Molecule: messenger RNA, 4071 nt
Organism: Lachancea dasiensis
Lineage: Eukaryota; Fungi; Ascomycota; Saccharomycetes; Saccharomycetales; Saccharomycetaceae
Source: the annotation of a GenBank genome assembly
AUGUUUCUCGAUUAUUCGAGUCGUGAUGAAUUCGCUGACAUCAAUACCGCGUUUGCUGAAAAAUACAUUGAAAUACUUUACAUUGAACGCCUACAAGAAGCUCAAUCUCGGUUGGACUACAUAAAGUCGCGUGCAAAACACUUACCAGACAUCCAAGAUCUUACCUUGAAAGACCUUCAAGGAAAUUUUGGCUGGCUGACUUAUCUGCAUGGCAUUAUCCUGACACGCGAACAGGUGGUGGCCACGAAAACCACACUGCUCAAAUGUCCGACUUUGUACAUGGCGCAAUUUUGUUCGGACGGCUGCUCACCUGAAGUUGCUUUCUCGAAAAACGAAGCUGGCCGGUUCAUGGAAGAGAGGCUCUCGAGGGCAAUAAGAAGCGCGCAUCUGGACUGCUUAGAACCCUGCGAAGAAAUUAUAGAGUCUCUUCAAUCUCAUUUUAUCUCGUUGCGACCCGUUCAAAAAUAUCCAUUCAGCCAAUUUGACUACCUCCAGAAGCUGAUGUACCAAGAAAUGUAUCCCAAGAUGGAUGGGCCAUUUAGGGCCCAUCUCGGGCUUGUUAUAAUGCCAAUAAAAUUUCCUCCUUCUUUCAAAGAAGUGAUAGGUGAAAACGCUUGUCCAAAAUCCGUGACAAAGAUACGGUUUUACAAGUGGACUGGAAUCAAAUUCGAUGGAUUUGAUGGUGAUCUUUACAAACUCAAAAAAUCACAAAUACGACCAUCACCAGUUGAUCAAAGAGUAGUUUCUGUCUGGAACACAGGAAGUCCACAUAAGCUGUUCCAGCAAUACGCUAAACUGCUGAGACAGGGCAAUUAUUCGGUUCAUGACCAAAUUGAUACGGAAACGACAAUAAUCAUGAAGGAAAUAGAAUUGAGAGUCGACGAUCGAAGGUUGAUGCUACGGAAUUUGGAGCAGGAAACGUCGAGGUGUGCGGCAAUACUUACCGAUGAAACCAAAGAAUCUCAUGUGGGAAAUCACUGCAUUGAUGAUAUUGAGUCCACUGAAGACUAUCAAGAUGGUCUUACUGAAAGUAAAAGGCCCCCAGAAGGACCUUUAGUGAAAGAAUUGAGCAAUUCAAUGGAUUUUGAUUCCGGCGCUUUUGCACAAGAUUCUUCAGAACUUAAUGUUUCGAGCUCAAACCAAUCACGACAAGGAUAUGUGUGCAAAGACGUUCGAAAGGAAGAAGGGGCCCUUGAAUUGGGUAUUGAAAAGACUUCUGUCAUCUCAUCUAUCUCCUCCAUUCCUGACUCAGGACCUAAAGGUAUUCCUGCAAGCAAGGGAUGUACACAUCGGAAGAAACAUCCUGGGUUUGGAACCUUGGCACAACACGAAUCGAUGCUUAACAACUCGAAGAGUCUCAACCAAUUUGUUGAUCAUAAAUUUGGCCCGACGAGUUCACUCGUUAAGGGCAAACGAAGCUCUCUUGAUAACUCUUCUGGCUACUCACGGGCGUCGAAUUCCAUCGCAAUGAAUGCGUUUCAAGAUGAGAUGGAUGAAAUCGAAAAAGAGAUUUAUGAUUUACUUGAGAUUCGCCGAAUUGCCCGGGAAACUGACGAGAGGGCGGUGCCAUUUGCGAAACCCACGACCGAGGAGGAUGAAAAGAAGGCAGAGAGGUCGAAAAAAUUCCAAAAACUCCGCAAACAGAUUAUGAGCAGAGAAGAAGAGCUCAUUUUUACUAAUGCGGACAUAAGUAGGUCAUUUGAAGGCGUUUUGGAUCAAAAACUUAGGUGUGCAAUGACGGCGAGACGUGAAGGCGUAAAAAAACCUCUGCCUGUCCGCGAGAUUGUAGCUACUAUCGAGAAUUCCACGAAGAGGUCGGAUCCCUCUUUUGAUAAAACUAGAUUGUCGGGAGAAAACGGGCUCCAGAAUAAACUUUCGGCAGGACAUGACCAAGUGCUGCGGAGGGAAGAGGAUAAAAAGUUGGAGAGAGUUGCGGUCGCCACGAAAGCCUCAAUAAACCAAAGAGUUGAUAUAAUGCACAAAGAAUCACUAGAAGAAUUGCGGUCACAGCGUUUAGCUAAUAGUGAUGAUUGUGAUAAACCUCAGCGCACAACGGAAGAAGCAUAUCUAGGAUGUAACACACACGAUGCCUCUUUGCAAAAAAGGUCGGCGACACAUGUCGCUACUGAGCAGAGCAAGUUUGAGCAAGUUACGGCGCAUCACCAUUUUGCGUCCAAUGUAUCCAAGGACGAUGGUCAUACGAGUCUUAUCAUUAACGAUGGAACUAACGCCCACAGAGGUACUUCCAUCGUCUUGAAUGUCAAAACUACUAACGGAAUGGAAGGCCGCAACUUUGCCAAUGAGCGUAUAAUUGACGUAUUUGAAACAAAUCCUGACCUCCAUCAUUUGAACCAAAAUCUGAGUGGUUUCACUUACGACUCCUCGUGCACAAAUGGAAGAUUGCUCGAACGACAUGCGUCUGGUGCGCAAGAUAGCCAAGCAAACUCUACAUUAAAGAUACGCGAUGAAUCGGAUAGUACGAAAAUCCCCACUAUCAAGCGUCAAGGAAGAUUGGUCUGCAAAAAUUCGAUGGGAGGCUUACUUGAGAAAAAUAUCUUACCACAUCCACCAGAAUUGCGUAACCAGGGAAAUGAUUUUUCAGUUAACGAACUCCGAGCAAGCAGGCCUAGCGGGGUAGCAGGAUCAGAGGCAAUCGCUGGUAAGUGCCCAGACGUUCUUCUAGGCUGGGCACCUAAUUCGAAAUGCAGCACAGGAGGCCUUAGUGAGCCUGUCGAAGUAGCAUUAUCAAUACAAUCAGAAUGCCCUCUGAAAGAAAGCUGUCGUAACCCGUUUCAUGAGCACCAUCCUCUACCUAUAUCAAAGAAAAAGAUCACCUCGUUGCAGCGAUAUUAUACUCGUCCAGCUGCUGAACAAGCCAGUGAUCCUAAUGUGCCAAAUUCUAGCACCACCCAAGAAAUGCAAUCACUACAAAGAGCACUUCUACGCAACAAGCGCCUCCCGGAUAGUCACGAAAAGUGUGUAGUGCCCACAAAAGACGAAAGCAGUAAUGUUGCUCAACAGCAAUGCAGCUCUUUGAUUUUUUACCGCAACACAGAAGAUACUGCCGUUCAAGUGGGACCUCAAUGCGGCUAUAGCCUGUGCACGGAUAAUGUUCAUCAUCAGGACAAAGACUUUCAGUAUAAUGAAACCAUGAAAUCGGAGUCUAUAAGUGACCAUAGGUCGGUCAUAAUUUCGCGGCAUCUUUUUGGAUGUCAGAGCGAAGAACACAACAAAAUCAAUAGCCAGCGGUCUUCCAGUGGCCCGAACAGAAAUAGGAAACCUUGGAACACGGUUGGUGCCGCAGGCGACGGAAAUGAACAUUCCCUGGCCAAUACAUUUAGGGAAUCUGAUGAUUCUAAUAAUAUGUGUUAUGACAGCCGUGACGCCAUCCUUUCUUGCGAGCUCUCUGAUUUGGAUCGCGAGUUUGGUAGAAUACCUUAUUUUAAAGAAAAUUUGGCAAAUUCAAGCCCUCAGUGCAAUUUUGAAAUCAGCGAAAGCACAUCUUCCUACGGUUCAGAGCUUUCUUUAACCUCCCCAAUCUCAUCGGAAAUUGAUGCAGCAGUCAAUGAACACUUGAAGAGGCAAGCGGGGCGUCAAGAUUCUCGAUGCGCAUUCGACUUCACAUAUCCUGUUCCUCCCUACACCACCAGCUGGGGAGUUAUGGUCAAUCCCCCUUCCGUUAAGUUCGACUCCGGUGACCCAAACUUCAAAAACUAUACUUAUUUACCACCUCUCGAUUCAUACAAAGAACCUGAGCUCAUAGUAAAAAAACCCCGUCUAGAAAGUAGCCGCCCCAGGCUAUCAGAGAGGCUUCGCAAAUUGGUCUCUCCCUUAUCGGCACCAACACGACCAGACCCCAGACGCAAGACAGCUUGCGAUUACAAAGAGUUAUCUCCCACGUUGUCGAAUGUUCGUUUCAGGGAUUUGAUAAGAUUCAAAGCCAAAAGGCUCAAGAAAGAUUUGGAAUACUUUUCCGAUGUUGCAAAGUUGUGUAUCAUUGAUUUUAAAGGGCGGUCACCAACAGCCGAAUGUUUACUUUAUGAAGAUGAUUUACAUUGGAAAUCAUCUUAA